Messenger RNA from Camellia sinensis, 1786 nucleotides. Its product is annotated as 7-deoxyloganetin glucosyltransferase. Gene Ontology annotation, molecular function: quercetin 7-O-glucosyltransferase activity; quercetin 3-O-glucosyltransferase activity. Lineage: Eukaryota; Viridiplantae; Streptophyta; Magnoliopsida; Ericales; Theaceae. The record is from RefSeq and is a predicted model, not a curated record.
UAAUGUGUGAUUCAUAAGCAAUUUAUAAUAUCCCAAUUGAGAGCAGAGGAGAAGAAGAGAGAAUGGGUUCGAUGGGCAAGUUAGAAAAACCUCAUGCAGUUUGUAUACCAUACCCAGCUCAAGGCCACAUCAACCCCAUGCUCAAACUCUCCAAACUCCUCCACCAAAGAGGCUUUCACAUCACCUUUGUCAACACUGAGUUCAACCACAAACGCCUCCUCAAAUCUCGGGGCCCCGAGUCCCUCAACGGGCUCUCUUCCUUCAGGUUCGAAACCAUACCCGAUGGGCUCCCCGAGUCCGAUGCCGAUGCAACCCAACACAUCCCAUCACUGUGCGAGUCCACCAGGAAACACUGCUUGGCCCCUUUUAAAGACCUUCUUUCGAAGCUAAACGACACCGCUUCGUCGAACGUCCCGCCGGUGACUUGCAUAGUCUCCGAUGGGGUUAUGAGCUUCACUGUGGAUGCUGCUGAAGAAUUGGGCAUCCCUGAAGUUCUUUUCUGGACAACUAGUGCUUGUGGCUUCAUGGGUUAUGAACAGUAUCGUAAUCUUAUCGAUAAGAGUUAUAUUCCACUUAAAGAUAAGAGUUGCAUGACAAAUGGGUAUUUGGAUACAGUUAUCGAUUGGAUACCUGGUAUGAAAGGUAUACGUUUGAAGGAUUUACCAAGUUUUCUUCGAACCACAGAUCUAAGCGAUUUUAUGAUUGAUUUUGUGUGCGGUGAAACUGAGAGAGCUCGCAGAGCCUCUGCCAUUAUUUUCAAUACAUUUGAGAAAUUAGAACAUAACGUUUUGGAGGCUCUUUCAUCCAUGUUCCCUCCAAUCUACACCAUUGGACCUUUACACAUAUUAAUGAAUCAAAUCAACGAUGAUAGUCUAAAGUUGAUAGGAUCAAAUCUGUGGAAAGAAGAAACCGAGUGCCUCGAAUGGCUUGAUACAAAAGGACCUAACUCUGUUGUUUAUGUGAACUUUGGAAGCAUCACUGUCAUGACACCAAACCAAAUGGUUGAGUUUGCUUGGGGACUUGCUAAUAGCAACCAGACAUUUUUGUGGGUAAUAAGACCUGAUCUUGUCACUGGCGACUUGGCUAUUCUUCCACCAGAAUUCAUGGAAGCAACAAAAGAAAGAGGCUUAUUGGCAAGUUGGUGCCCCCAAGAGCAAGUUCUUGACCACCCGUCUAUUGGAGGGUUUUUAACUCACUCUGGGUGGAACUCCACACUCGAAAGCAUUUCGAGCGGAGUUCCAAUGGUCUGUUGGCCAUUUUUCGCGGAGCAACAAACAAAUUGUUGGCACUGUUGCACCCAAUGGGGCAUAGGGAUGGAGAUAGAUAAUGAUGUUAAGAAAGAUGAAGUUGAGAGCCUUGUGAGAGAGUUGAUGGUUGGAGAGAAAGGGAAGGAGAUGAAGAAAAAGGCUAUGGAGUGGAAGAGAUUGGCUCAAGAGACCACUGAGAGUUCAUCUGGUUCAUCUUUCUUGAAUCUAGACAAGCUGGUCAAUCAAGUUCUUCUCUCUCCAAGACAUUAGCAUUAGGUUAAUUGCGCUAAACCAAGUUUACAAUUAUCUCUACUAUCUUUUCAAUUUAUUGUCUUGUUUUGGGUUGCGUUGUGUUGAUCUUUAUUUUAUUUUUGUUUUUUUGUUUGUUAUUGAGAUUGAGAUAAGCAUAAACCAAAAAAAAAGAAAAAGAUCUUUUGUAUAUAUAUAUUUUUUUUGUGAUUGAUUUGGAUAUUUUGUCAUUGUUCGGAGAGGUCUUAUAGAACGAAAAAAAUUUGAAGUCAUGAUGACAAUUAUAGUAA